ACUUCCAACUCCUGGCCGGGCUCCGCUCGCUCGCCGGCUGCCUCUCUGCUCGGGGCGGGGGCCGCGGGUUCGGUCCGGCCGCGGGUGCGCUCCCGCCUGUCCUCCCGCCCGGGCUGCGGGUCCCCGCGGGCGGCCGCGCAAGAUGAAGCUGGCUCUCCUCCUGCCCUGGGCGUGCUGCUGCCUCUGCGGGUCGGCGCUGGCCACCGGCUUCCUGUACCCCUUCCCGGCCGCAGCCCUGCAGCAGCACGGCUACCCCGAGCCGGGCGCCGGCUCCCCGGGCAGCGGCUACGGGAGCCGCCGGCACUGGUGCCAUCACACGGUGACGCGGACGGUGUCCUGCCAGGUGCAGAACGGCUCGGAGACAGUGGUCCAGCGUGUGUACCAGAGCUGCCGGUGGCCGGGGCCCUGUGCCAACCUCGUGAGUUACAGGACUCUGAUCAGACCCACAUACAGAGUGUCCUACCGCACGGUGACGGCGCUGGAAUGGAGAUGCUGUCCUGGCUUCACCGGGAGCAACUGUGAGGAGGAAUGCAUGAACUGUACCCGGCUCAGCGACAUGAGUGAGCGGCUAACCACGCUGGAGACCAAGGUUCUUCUGCUGGAAGCAGCAGGGCAGCCCGCAGGCCCGGGCAAUGACCUGCCGGCCCCCCAGAGCACCCUACCGCCCUGGAACGAGGACUUCCUCCCUGAUGCCAUCCCGCUCGCCCACCCAGGGCCCCGAAGGAGAAGGCCCACGGGCCCAGCCGGGCCCCCAGGGCAGACGGGACCGCCAGGGCCUGCAGGUCCCCCAGGCUCCAAAGGUGACCGGGGCCAGGCAGGAGAGAAGGGCCCAGCAGGGCCUCCUGGCCUCUUGGGGCCGCCAGGGCCCCGCGGGCUUCCUGGAGAGACGGGGCGCCCCGGGCCCCCCGGCCCCCCUGGCCCAGCGGGCAGCCCGGGCUUCCCUCCGAACGGCCCCCAGGGCGUCCUCUACUCCCUGCAGCCACCGACGGACAAGGGCGACGGAGACUCACAGCCGGCCUCUGCAGCCGUGGACACAGUGCUGGCCGGCGUCCCAGGGCCCCGGGGCCCCCCUGGCCCUCCAGGUCCCCCUGGACCACAUGGUCCCCCAGGACCCCCAGGUGUCCCUGGAUCCCAGGGCCUGGCCGGAGAGCGGGGCAUGACGGGACCGGCUGGCGAGCCUGGCGGGAAGGGGCAAGAGGAGGACAAAGCUGCUGCAGAGGGUGAGGGGGUACAGCAGCUGCGGGAGGCCCUGAAGAUCCUGGCAGAGAGAGUCCUCAUCCUGGAGCACAUGAUUGGGAUCCAUGAUCCCCUGGCCUCCCCCGAGGGGGGCUCUGGCCAAGAUGCUGCCCUGAGAGCCAACCUGAAGAUGAAGCGUGGUGGCUCCCCGCCUGACGGUGCGCUCGCUGCCCUGCUCGGCCCCGACCCCGGGCAGAGGAGGGCUGGCCAGGCCGGUGGCGGCAAGUGAGAGGCCAGCUCUUCAGGACAAGCCCCAGCCCGGCCAGAGAGCCAGCCCAGAGGCCUGUGUCGCCCGGCUGGCUCCUAGACACCCCAAGUGGGCCUGGGCUCCGGACACCGACGAUCAUGAGGGACACCGGCCCCCAGGGCCUGGGGGGACUUGGGGACAGAUGGCAGCUCCAGAGGCAGGGUCCAGAGGGCCCCAGCACCCUUGGCAGGGCCCUUUGCUGGUCCCUGCCCUCCCCACCCUCACUUUCUGCAGGAGACAGGAGCUGGGUGGGCUGGGCAGGGCCUGAGAAUAAUCCUAAUAUUCAUCAUUUACUGAGUCUGGGCCUGUCCAAGGAGCUUUCCCUGCACCGUCUCAUUUAACCUUAGGAGGUAGGCUUGAUAUCCCCACUUUCCACGGGAGGAUGGAGGCCCGGCGAGUAUAAAUAACCUGCCGAGGCCACGGGACCAGGGACAGCUGGGGCAGGAUUUGAACCCCGGCCUCCCGGUUCCUUAACCCUAGACCGUGCCAGGUUCCUGUCUGCACGGAGAAACUCAGGGUGGGCGCAGGGCUGGAGGGGAAGGGGGCUGGACCAGCCAGCAGGGAAGGAAGGCAGGGUCCUGGGCCUCCUUCCUCAACCCCCGACCCUGGGCUUGGGGUCUGCUCCAGGGUCUGGCAGCACCAGGGAGACCCUGAAUAAACCCGGGACGCUCCCACGGACUUGGGGAUAGUGAGAGAGGGGCCCUGGGGUGCAGGGCCCUUCCAACCAAACCGGCACCGCCCACCGCUGCCUCCCAGCCUCAACCCACCCAGCCCAGCAGGGCCCUCCUGCCCCUGAGCCCAGAGGAGGGAGUAUUUCCUGGGACAGCAGCUCUGCCCUCUCCGGGAAUCUCUAGGGUCGGCCAUUUCUGCAGCAUACGGCAAGUCCCGCGUCCCCUUGACCACCUAGAGACAGGACAUUGCCCGAGUCCCGGGCCCCGUCGGGAGAGACGCUGCCCCCCUCAGGGCCGUGGGCCCAGGCGGCAGGCUCCACAGCAGACGCCCGGGGCCGGGGAUCCCAGAGCAGCUCAGACCACGGCCCUCAAGGCCUCUCCGGCCAUGGGUCCCCUGUGACCCGGACCGGCCCUGGUGCUCCUCUCUUGCUGGGCCAGGACCCAGUCUCAGCCGCUGACUCGGAGGUUUGGGUGCCACCCCGAGUGGUGUCUCCUCUCAGGGCAGGAGCCGUCUGUCCCCAGCGUCCUUGGUGCUCCCGGGAGGUUGUGGUCAGGCCCCGGCCACCUCCCCCUGCCUGGGGGCCGAGGUGCGGCAGUCAGAGGCGGGCGGGAAGUCUGCAAUUCUCUGACAAUAAAGGUGC
Messenger RNA from Mirounga angustirostris (Northern elephant seal), 2795 nucleotides. RefSeq names its product collagen type XXVI alpha 1 chain (gene COL26A1). Gene Ontology annotation, molecular function: protein binding. Lineage: Eukaryota; Metazoa; Chordata; Mammalia; Carnivora; Phocidae. The record is from RefSeq and is a predicted model, not a curated record. The coding region runs from base 143 to 1465 and encodes 440 amino acids. The transcript is spliced from 13 exons.